AAUUCCACAGCCUCAGAAACCCUAAAUUUAACCGAUCUUUGAUAAUUUCUUUUCUAUUAUUUUGAAACCCUGAUCAUAGAAGAUCAAAAGAUUCAUUUUUUUUUUCUGAAUUAUAACUAUGGCUGGUUAUGACGAUCGAUUCGAAUUAUCUGACAAUCCAAAACCAUCGGUUUUCAAUCGGUCCCUAACCUUGCAUGUAAUGUCGAGCAAGUUUCGGAACAAACCCUACCCUCACUAUUCUCUCAAACGCAAUGGAUCGAUCAAGAAAAUUCAUUCACCGUUUGAAUCGACCAAGAAUUCGAUCAAAGGAAAGGUGAGACAGCUCUGCAGCAUAUUCGAAUCCACCAAAUCCCCAACCUUGGUUCUAGACGGUUCACAACCGCAGACUCAGUUUCCAUCUCCGAGUAAAUUGAAAUCGGGAAAAUCAUUGGGUUCCGAUUCUUGGGUUUCUCCAUUAGUACCCAACUCUUCGAUUCGGUUACAGGGUACGGAAGAUCGAAUUGUUGUGUAUUUCACUAGUUUACGAGGAAUUCGAAGGGCAUACGAAGAUUGCUAUGCCGUGAGGAUGAUAUUGAGGGGAUUUAGCGUUAUUGUUGACAAGCGUGAUAUUUCCAUGGAUUCGGCGUUUAGGAAAGAGUUGAUGAGCGUUUUCGGUGUAAAGAAUGUGACUUUGCCACAAGUGUUCAUUCGAGGGAGGUACAUUGGAGGGGCUGAUGUGAUCAUAUUUAUAAUUAUUAUACUAUUUUAUACAUAGAUCUAUAUAUUUUAACCAGUGUUUGAUAGUUUUUAUGUAUCUAUAUAUUC
Camellia sinensis is the source of this 804-nucleotide messenger RNA. The record is from RefSeq and is a predicted model, not a curated record. NCBI's taxonomy places the organism in Eukaryota, Viridiplantae, Streptophyta, Magnoliopsida, Ericales, Theaceae.